This is a messenger RNA of Haliotis rubra (blacklip abalone), 2770 nucleotides long. Its product is annotated as galectin-4-like. The record is from RefSeq and is a predicted model, not a curated record. NCBI's taxonomy places the organism in Eukaryota, Metazoa, Mollusca, Gastropoda, Lepetellida, Haliotidae. Gene Ontology annotation, molecular function: carbohydrate binding.
CGCAUAUCGACUGCGGCUGUGAUUCACUUCCGUGUGUUGACAGUGUAUCUUGUGAUCACUUCGGCUGGUGGACUCGCUUGUUUCGGAGGCUACUGCAUUUAGUCGCAAGAAAGCUUGACAUCUCACAUCGACAUCAUGGCAUACGCUGGAGGAACUGUUGUGAACCCGACCAUUCCAUACACCUGCCCCAUCCCAGGUGGACUUCAGAAUGGCAAGAUGGUCAUAGUACAGGGCACUUGUCAUCAUCACCAGAACAACUUUGCCAUCAACCUGUGUACGAGCCCCCAGAUCAGCCCCUUACCCGACACUGCCCUCCACUUCAACGUGAGAUUCAACGAGAACGCCAUCAUCCGGAACUCCCAGCAGUACAAUGCCUGGGGACAGGAGGAGCGGGGAGGGGGGAUGCCACUCCGGAAGGGGACCCCAUUUGAAAUCAUCAUCCUGGCGGAUCCUCAUCACUACAAGAUUUCAAUCAACGGCCGCCACUUCGCCACCUUCCGUCACCGCAUCCCCAAGGAGAGUGCGCCGUACCUGAUCAUCUCCGGCGAGGUCAACGUCAGCUACGUCAAGUUUGAGGGCGGUGCACCUAUUAUGCAACCGCACUACCAACCCCCUCCUCCUGGCUAUGCCCCUCCUCCCGGCUAUGCCCCAGGCUAUCCCACUGGCCAUGCACCACCCCCUCCAGGUGCGUCAAUGUACAUCGCAGGGCAACCCAUGAUCCCAGGGAGCCCAGCACCUCCAGCAUAUCCAGGUGGCGCUCAACCCAUCUACAACCCGCCUGUGCCUUUUACAACCAGCAUUCCUGGUGGGAUCUACCCUGGCCGCAUGAUUUACAUCAGUGGAGUCCCCAACCCUAAUGUGUCCCGAUUCACAGUAAACCUGAUGUGUGGUCCGAGUGAGCAAGGGGACAUAGGCAUGCACUUUGAUAUCAGAUUCAACUAUGGCGGUGCCUACAACCAGACUAUCAGGACCCACAAAGUCGGCAGCACUUGGGGAACUGAGGAGAAACACCAGAACUACUUCCCCUUUGUCCCCAACGCCAACUCCGACAUGAUCAUCCUCGUCGAACAAGCCAGCAUCAAGAUUGCCGUCAACAACCAACACUUCUGUGAGUUCAAUCACAGGAUCCAGCCACUUAAGAGAGUUGACUACCUGAACGUCAACGGCGACGUCCGUCUGACAUCUGUCAAGGUUCAGUAGGUCAGCUGACACACGUGACAAGGGGACUCUGGAGGAGUGGACACCAUCUAAACAUCACUCUGCUGGACAGUCUGAACAACUCUUUACUUGACUGCUGAAGAUGCUUGUUCCCUGUCCUUCGUGAUGUUUCCAGCUUGGUUUUAAUGCAAUAAUCAACAAUUGACAUCUAAUGUUACUUAUCAUCUGAUUUGAUAUUUUAUUACCUUAAAUCAAUAUUACUUAAGUCUUGUAGAUAUGAAUUAUUGAAGACAAAGGGAAUGUUAUAAACUUGAAGUGGUUAUGGUUCAAGUGGUGCUCAGAGGCUCCUGGACAUUAUCAAUAAUGGAAUCUGGUUCAUCAAGGAUAGCUCAUGAAACUUCUUUUGUUUGUUAAUAAAAUCUUGUUUGUUUGUUUGUUGGUUAUAACGUUUGUUGUAUUCGGGUAACUCUUGUGUCUUCUGUCACAGCAUUCCCUGAUCUAUUUUUGUGAUGUUUGGAAGUUUUUCUUAGCAAUAUUUGUUUUGUAGAAUUACUCCAUUGAAAUAUGUUGCCUUGUUCCUACAAUGUUAGAAUUACAGUUACCUAGGAUUUAAAAUGUACAACAAAGUACCAAGGCCAUGCAUUGUACAUACCAAUGACUUACAGCAAGCAUUCGUUAUUUAGAUCAUACAUUGUACAAGAGAGAUUUACAUUGUAUGACAGACUUCACUGCUUCACCAAGGUUGGUUGGCUUGUUGUUUAACACCACACUCAGCAAUAUUCCAGCUAUAUGGCGGGAGUCUGUAAAUAAUCGAGUUUGGACGAGGCAAUCCAGUGAUCAACAGCAUGAGCAUCCGACUGUAGACCAUUGUUAACAGACAAAUAUAUUCUACCACGGAGGUACCUAGUCACCUUAGGUUGUCUCGCUUUAAGUCAUCCGUGAUAUUGUAGCGUAGGAUUUUGGGUAAUGUCAGUUUACGGACUUGUAUUUACUGUUAUUGUAUAACAAAGGGCCUUGUGUCAUCGUUGUGUUCACAAGGGAGGAAGUCCAUCAGUUGCACAUUUACACUAUAGUUUUCACUAGCAGUACUAUAGGAGUUUCACGUUUUUCAUAAUUUUAUUAUGAAAUUCAUUAAAUAUUUCUUAUAAAAUUUGAUCAAUUUCUGUGAUACAGUCAUCUGAACAGGAUUUUCUUCAUAAGUGCCAUGGAUUUCUGAUUUAUAGUGUAAAUCAGUAUUACCAAGUUGUACAAUAUUCAAGAAUGUUACUGUUUUUCUCUGUACAAGAAUGUUACCUGGACCAUAUAGCAUGCAUCAGAUUCUUCUUAAUACUCCUGUUGAUUUGUUUUAAAAAAAUAAUAAUGUUUUUUAAAUAAUAUUGUAAAUAUUUCUUUUGCUUAGUAAAGAUUUUAUUUAUACUACAAUUAUGUUUACAUUGUGGCAGAAAUGGGUGAAGUUAUAUGCUCAAGGUAUUGUAUGGAGCAUUUUGACAAAACUGAUGUAGUGUACAGUACUUGUUUGCUUCGGGUUUUUUUCAGCAUUCAUGUGUUUAGCCUUUGUGUUCUAAUCACAUAUUAGAUCAGUAAUAAAAGACUAAUUUCCUGCUGCACCAAA